Molecule: messenger RNA, 2150 nt
Organism: Andrographis paniculata
Lineage: Eukaryota; Viridiplantae; Streptophyta; Magnoliopsida; Lamiales; Acanthaceae
Product: hexokinase-1-like
Exons: 9
Coding region: 361-1842 (493 amino acids)
Biological process (GO): glucose 6-phosphate metabolic process; intracellular glucose homeostasis; glycolytic process
Cellular component (GO): cytosol; mitochondrion
Molecular function (GO): mannokinase activity; fructokinase activity; ATP binding
Source: RefSeq, a predicted model, not a curated record
GUCUAUAGAUCGAUCAAUUGAUUCACCGAUUCGCAACAAGGAACAAAACAAUGGAACAUCUCACCUCAUCUCAUCUCAUCUCAUUAUUUCUAACACCACUUCCAAUUUUUAGGGAUCGGUCCAAAUUCGCCCUCCGCCAUUGAUGCUCCUUCCAUCAUUCUCCCCACCUCUCAAUUCACUCUCCCCAAUCCUUUUACCCACUUCACUUUCCCCAUAAUUGAUCUCUCCUCUCCUCUCCAUUUCCAUUCCCAUUCGCAAUCCCAAUUUCCCGAUUCUAUUCCCAUUUUCAAUCCCCAUCCACCGCAACGUGAAAUUAUAACUGAACGCCUGUAGAGAGGAUCCAAUUUUUUCGGAGAUUAAAUGGGUCGUGUUGCGGUAGGGGCGGCGGUGGUCGGAGCCGCUGCGGUGGUCGGCGUGGCGGCGCUGGUGGUGAGGCAGCGGAUGAGGAAUUCCGGGAGGUGGUCCAGCGCGAUGGCGAUCGUGAAGGAAUUUGAGGAGAAUUGUUCGACGCCCUUGGUGAAGCUGAGGCAGAUCGCCGACGCAAUGACGGUCGAGAUGCAUUCUGGAUUGGCAUCGGACGGCGGGAGUAAGCUCAAGAUGUUGAUCAGCUAUGUCGAUAGCCUCCCCAGUGGCGACGAGGCAGGCAUAUUUUAUGCUUUAGAUCUUGGAGGGACGAACUUCCGCGUCUUGCGAGUUCAACUAGGUGGAAAGGGAAGCGGCAUUGAGCAUCAGGAGUUUGCCGAGGCGACAAUACCCCCAGCGUUGAUGAGUGGUAGUUCUGAUGCACUUUUCGAUUAUAUUGUCGAAAAACUCGCGAAUUUUGUCGCUGAAGAAGAGCAGAGGUUUCAUCAACCUGAAGGGAGGCAGAGGGAGUUGGGCUUCACCUUCUCGUUCCCGGUGUUGCAGAGUUCGAUAAACUCCGGAACUCUGAUCCGGUGGACGAAGGGCUUCUCAAUAGACGAUGCUGUUGGCCAAGAUGUCGUCGCUGAACUCGACAAAGCCUUGAAAAGAAAGGGCGUCGAAAUGCGAGUCUCAGCUCUGGUUAACGACACGAUUGGAACAUUGGCCGGGGGAAGAUAUGCUAAUAAUGAUGUAGCCAUUGCCGUGAUUUUGGGUACCGGAAGUAAUGCUGCGUAUAUCGAACACGCCAACGCUAUUCCAAAGUGGCGCGGUCCUUUGCCCGACUCCGGAGAAAUGGUUAUAAACAUGGAAUGGGGUAACUUCAAAGCAUUGGCUCUUCCCUUAACCGAAUUCGACAUUGCGCUGGAUGUCGAAAGCGUAAAUCCCGGCGAACAGAUAUUCGAGAAAUUGAUUUCCGGCAUGUACUUGGGGGAAAUAUUGCGCCGAAUUUUACUUAAAAUGGCCGAAGAAGCCUCUUUCUUCGGCGAUAAAAUUCCAGCGAAACUCAAAAUCCCGUUAACUUUGAGCACGCCUGAAAUGUCAUCUAUGCAUCACGAUAAGUCGCCUGAUCUUCACGUCGUAAAGGACAAGCUUAAGAGCAUACUCGAGAUUUCGAACACUUCCUUGCAAACAAGGAAAGUCGUCGUCGAGCUCUGCAACAUCAUCGCCUCGCGCGGGGCUCGUCUCGCAGCCGCGGGGAUUUUAGGCGUCUUGAAGAAAAUGGGACGGGACGGUCCGAGAGAAGGGGGCGGGAAGACAGUGAUCGCCAUGGACGGCGGUUUGUACGAGCACUACACCGAAUACCGGAAAUGUUUAGAGACCACGAUAAGCGAAUUGCUCGGGGAGGGGCUCGCUUCGAGCAUCGAGUUCAUGCACUCGAACGACGGCUCUGGAAUCGGCGCAGCCCUCCUCGCGGCGUCGCACUCGCUAUAUCGCUGGUGAGUUCGUCGUAAAUUUUUCGAGCGAAACAUUUUUUCGAGCGUUUAUUUUUUUAUCGAUCGAUCGAAUCGAUUCGAUUCCGGCGAGAAUGAGGAUGAGGCGAAGCCUCGAUAUUUUUUUCUUUCUUUUUUUUCUUUCCUUUUAGGCUAUUGAAUAAGAUUGAAGAGAGCUCUGUUUUUUAACUUCGUCGAUCAUCCCAUUUUAUUUCAUUUCUUCAUGGGAUUGUAUGAUGUAAUAACAUUAACACUUUCAUGGUAUUUUACAGCAGCCCAGAAAAGGGCUUAAAACUUCGAUUAAGAUUACAAAUUACA